This is a messenger RNA of Aspergillus luchuensis, 531 nucleotides long. RefSeq lists its product as uncharacterized. NCBI's taxonomy places the organism in Eukaryota, Fungi, Ascomycota, Eurotiomycetes, Eurotiales, Aspergillaceae. The record is from RefSeq and is a predicted model, not a curated record. The coding region runs from base 1 to 531 and encodes 176 amino acids. The transcript has 3 exons.
AUGGCACCGCCUUGCACUAUGCAGAUAUUUUGCUCUGCGCCAGAUGAGACUCAAAUGGCGCUUCGAGCUGGGUUUACGGAUGACCUUGGUAUCAAUAUCCUCACGUUCCAAGGCCAGCACAUUCCCGAUUGGUUCCCCGUAUUUCGAGGAUCGCAGAGGGCUUUUCGACUUACAAACGGUGGAGUAUUGUUAGUUCGUGAUUACGUUCGUCUGCACUUCUGGCGUGAUGGUGCCAGCCGCAGCGAGGAGGAAGAGUUUUACAUCCCACUGAACGGGAACCCCAAUAUUCAAGAUAUCCCAAACACGCAUGUGAUAUUGGGUCUGGAUUGCUUCCUUAAGCUCGAGGAUUUUACCGAUAGUCACUCGUCUCUAGCCCCUAUACAGCUAGGCCGGCAAACUAAGGAGCAAAAGGAAAAUCAGCAAAGAGCCCUCAAAGCCAAGAGGGAACAAGCUCAGGAAAAUGCGAAUAAGAGAUUUGAACUACAAAAGCAGCGCCGUCAGCAGCGUGCAGGCGCAACCGGUCGGACUUAG